Molecule: messenger RNA, 2345 nt
Organism: Mangifera indica (mango)
Lineage: Eukaryota; Viridiplantae; Streptophyta; Magnoliopsida; Sapindales; Anacardiaceae
Exons: 2
Coding region: 780-2006 (408 amino acids)
Source: RefSeq, a predicted model, not a curated record
AAUCGUGUUGAACAGUUUGUUUUAAUCAGGAUAAUCGGAAUCCUUCCCUUCUUUGCUAAAAAGAGGAAAUACUAAAAGAGAAAGUUACAACAGUAAUGGAGAUUAUUUUGUCAGUCUCUGUAUAAAGUUUCUGCGGACGUUUUUUAGAGCCUGGUCCCAUCUUACUUGCAGACAAGAUACCAGAAUACCCAUAUAUCUUCUAGCCCUAAUUUGCCCAUAGGCUUGAUUAAUUCUUUUAAACAAGGAAAUUCCCCAUUACCAAAAGAACCUUGUUUCUCCAUGGGACCAAAACUUUUCCUUUUAUAUAUUCUCCCUAGGAUUCACUGGACUCCACCUUCAUAUGAUUCUGCACUUUCAUCAACUUUCUUUUGUUGAAUUCUGAUAGAACCUUAGAUUAGAGGAAUUUCACUUAGAAGAAUUCCAGCCAAUAGAGGAAUAGGCCUCUAAUAAAUACAGCAGAAAGAAAAGGGUAUCUUAGUAAUGCAAAUGGCAAACCUCUAACUGCCUAUUUAAGGCUCUUAAUGAAACAAUAAUAUAUGUGGGUUGCCAAUUGAGGGAAAAAUCUAAAAGAAUUAAAAAUGCCUACACUCUUCUUGAACUAGUAUUUAUAAUACCCAUGAGGACAUCAAGGGUACCCCAAAUCAGUCUCUGCCUCUCUCUGCAUUGUGUACUUUGUCUCUGAGAAAGAAAAAAAUAAAACAAAGAAAGCUAUGAUCUUCCCAACCCACCUUUUAUCUUUGGCUUUCUGAAUUGAAAGAGUGAGACACAGAGAGGGAGAGAUGAGGGGUAGAUCCUCACAGCAAGAAGGCAAAGAAGGGAUGGAAAUUUACAGCAAACUUAGGAAUAGUAAGCUCAAAGAUGAGCCUCAUCUCUCUGGUGCUUAUAUCCGUAGCCUUGUGAAACAACUGACCUCAUCAAGAACCAAAGAACCCAUUAGCCCUAAAGAUCCUGAUUGUGUUGAUGCUGGUGAUCAUGGUGUGUCUGCCCAAAAUUUAACCAAGUUUGGUGAUGGAUUUAGUGAAACCCCAAAAAACCAGCAACCCCAACAGCCGCAACAACAUAAAAAACAAGUUAGGAGGAGGCUCCAUACCAGUCGGCCUUACCAAGAAAGGCUUCUAAACAUGGCUGAGGCUAGGAGAGAAAUUGUCACUGCACUCAAGUUUCAUAGAGCUGCUAUGAAACAGGCCAAUGAGCAACAACAAAAACAACUAUCACAACUAUCACCCCAAAUAUGUUUUGAACAGGAAGGCAAGAUAAAAUCUAGGAGAAAUCCGAGAAUAUACCGAUCAGACACUUCCAAUUUCUCUAAUUAUUUAGACAAUCUUUCAUAUUCUUCUUUCUCCAAUUGCCCUCCCUCUCCUCCUAAUCCUUAUUCUUGGCCUGUUUCUCAAGUUCCUUCUCAGCCUUUUACCGAAACCCUCAAUUUUCCUCUUCCAAAUCAAACCUUAGGCCUAAACCUCAACCUUCAUGAUUUCAACAACUUAGAUACUUCUCUUUACCACAGUAGCAACAACCCAUCAAUCUACUCUUCCUCAUCUCCAUCAUCAUCUUCCCCACCUACUCUUCCAUUCGCUACUGAAGAACUUCCUUUGGUUGCAAUUUCACAUGACGCUGGGGGGCCAUCUUCCGUUUCUGAUGUCUUCGAAUCCGGUAGCACUGGAAACGGCCUACAUCCAGCUAUGGACGAUGAGAGAAUGGCAGAGAUCAGAUCAAUAGGAGAGCAACAUCAGAUUGAAUGGAGUGAUACUAUGAAUUUGAUGACUUCAGCUUGGUGGUUUAAGUUCUUGAAGAGCAUGGAAGUUGGACAUGAAGAAAUGAAAACAGAGGAUGAUGGUUUUCAUCCGUUCGAUGAAGUCAUGGAAUUUCCAUCCUGGUUGAAUGCAAAUGAGAACUGCUUGCAGCAACGUCUCAGUGACAACUACACAGAUGAGUAUCUCCAAGAUCCUGCCUUGCCCUGCAUGGACAUUGGAGAAUUUGAAGGAAUAGACAGCGAGUGGCUAGCUUGACAAGGAUUGAUUAUUUUUUGUCAAUAAAAUCCUGGUCUCUCUUCUUUCUGUCCUUUUUUUUCUUUAAAUCAAGGGUAGUCUUUUAGAAAUUUUGUCCAAAUAAGGCUUGCCAAGAUGUUAAAAUGGCAAUCCAUUGAAGAAAAUAAUGUGAGAGAGGAGCAUGCUUUUUCUUACUCAUCAAUAUAUAAUAUAUAUUUAAGCAGCUCUCAUAAUUGUGGAACCAGUAUCAUCUGGGUCUGUAAUCUCUUUGUAAUGUGAAAUAAUUGUGCAUUUUUCUCCUCGCAUAGUGACAUUCAGCACAUUUUAAUCAUCUAUUAAAGGACAUUUGACGUUACCAUG